Dreissena polymorpha is the source of this 8437-nucleotide messenger RNA. RefSeq names its product probable C-mannosyltransferase DPY19L1. The coding region runs from base 50 to 2176 and encodes 708 amino acids. NCBI's taxonomy places the organism in Eukaryota, Metazoa, Mollusca, Bivalvia, Myida, Dreissenidae. Gene Ontology annotation, molecular function: mannosyltransferase activity. The record is from RefSeq and is a predicted model, not a curated record. The transcript is spliced from 21 exons. Gene Ontology annotation, cellular component: nuclear inner membrane.
AAAUUAUGUAUUAUAGGAACCGUUCUUAAGUAAUUACACGACAUCAACAAUGGCGAAAAGGAGUAAGACGGUUAAUGCAGACGCUUCUAAUGGAAAAUCGAACGUUGUUAAAGGUGCUUCCAAAGCGAAACAUGUCCCAAAAGGAAGGGCUAGCACUGAGGAUGGAUCAAAAAAGCAUGUCACGAGCACAUUCUACAAAAUCGCAUUAGUUGGAAUAGCCAUCAUCAUAGGCUUCACACAUAGGAACCACAUUGCCAAUAUGUUUGAGAGGGAUCGCCACUUUUCUCACCUAUCCACAUUGGAGAGGGAGCUUGCUUUCCGUACAGAAAUGGGUUUAUACUACUCGUACUACAAGACAAUGACCGAGUCCCCCACCUUCAUUGAGGGCCUAAACCAAGUCAUGUAUGACAACAUUACCGAGUACCCGCUCACAAUAAACACUCUCAAGAGGUUCAACUUGUAUCCUGAGGUUGUUCUAGCCAUUGGCUACAGACUGUAUGAGGGCAUCAACAGUGCCAUGAACAGGCCUACCAAGAUGUGCUGGCGUGUGAACCGUGGGGAGGGGCUCAGUCCUGUACAGAGCUGUGAAGGGCUUGGAGAGCCGUCCUAUUUCUAUGUGGAGCAUGUGUUUUCCCUCAAUGGACUUAUGAUGUCCCUGUUCUUUCUAUUUGGGACAUACUUGAGUGGCAGUAUGUAUGGUGGAUUACUAACUGUGGCAUCGUUUUUCUUUAACCAUGGAGAGGCUACCAGGGUGCAGUGGACUCCUCCACUACGGGAAAGCUUUGCCUACCCUUUCCUGGUCAUGCAGAUGUUUCUAGUGACUUACCUACUCAGAUCUCAGAGGCCAUCUUACAGGCAGUGUAUACCCAUUGCCAUGGCUACCAUUGCCUUCAUGCUUCCAUGGCAGUUUGCCCAGUUUGCCCUUCUGACAGAGAUGCUGGCCAUGUUUGCUACCUACAUGCUGGGCUUCAUUAGUGCCAGAAAGAUGAAGGUGUUCUUGCUUGGACUUGGGAGUGGAUUUCUAGUCAGCUAUGUUCUGCUGUUUGGCAAUGAGAUGUUGUUGACUUCCUUCUUUUUCUCAGGGCUUCUCACAAUUACAUGCAUAGUGUUCAUCGAGCCAGCACUUGAGACCAUCAGACUACGUCCAAUCAUUUGGAUUCUGCAGGGAAUUUUGCUUAUUGUCGGGACCAUAGGGUUGAAGUUUACAGUUUCCAAGCUGUUGAAUAUAGAAGAUGAUGCUCAUAUUGGGGAUAUUUUUCGUAGCAAGUUUUCUGACUUCAAUAACUUCCAUACCAUGUUGUACACCUGCGCUGCUGAGUUUGAUUUUAUGGAAGAAGAGACCCCUUGGAGAGUGCUAAAGACAUUACUUGCCCCUUCUGUUCUCCUGGUUACAGUUGUUGUGGUGUAUCAACUGUUGAGGUCAGAGUAUAUGGCCUGGAAAAAUUCAACUUCAGAUGAAGUUACUAUCAAUCAUACAGACGAAACAAGUAAACCCCAUGCAGAGAUAGUGUACCACCUGUUCCAGCUGGCUGCGUUCACUGCCAUGGCCAUCAUCAUCAUGAGACUGAAGCUGUUCUUGACCCCUCACCUCUGCCUCGUAACCUCUCUGCUUGCCUCCAGGCAGUUUUUCAGUUGGUUUGGUGGGAGGGAGCGUCACUAUGCCAUCCUGACUGUGCUGGUGGGCUGUAUGGCUGUGCAGGGUAUAGCAAACCUGCGGACACAGUGGGGAAUUCUGGGAGAGUUCAGCAACGUACCACAGGAGGAACUGGUGGAGUGGAUCAAUGCAAAAACUCCCAAAAAUGCAGUAUUUGGAGGCCCCAUGCCUACCAUGGCCACUGUGAAGCUGUCUACAGGAAGACCUAUUGUCAACCACCCGCACUAUGAGGAUGCUGGCCUGAGGGAGCGUACCAAGAAAGUGUACUCGAUCUACAGUCGGAGGCCUUUGUCAGAUGUAAAGAAGAACCUACGAGACCUUCAAGUGGACUAUGUGGUACUGGAGGACUCCUGGUGUGUGCGCAGGACCAGACCGGGUUGCAGCAUGGCAGAGAUCUGGGACAUAGAGGACGUGGAGUACCGAGGGGGCACCCCUGCAUGUACCAUCCUGAAGGAUAAGCCCGAACCUCACUUCAAGAGGGUCUUCCAGAACAGCGUCUACCAAGUGUUGAAACUCGUGUAGGACAAGGGGUGUUAUCCUUGUAGUCCUCAUCACCCACCAGUGCCGAAAUUUUUAGGUUUUAGUUUUCAUAUUUUGUUUGAAGCUUGACAAGGCUAAGUAUUAUAGAUAAUCAAUAAUUAUCCACCAACAUUGAAAUUGUGCCAGUUUUAAGGUUUCUUUUUUUUUAUUUGACGCUGAACAGAACUCAGUAUUAUUGAUAAUAACUAAAUAUCCAGCAACAUCGAAACGUUUGCAGAUUUUUAGGUUUCUUUUUUUUUAAACCGGAACAGAAAUUUGUAUUAUAGACAAUCAGUAAUUAUUAUGAUUUAUUAUCCACCAUCAUUGCCAAACAUCGAUAUUGCCGAAAACACUGUGUGACAAUAGAUAUUGGACAGUUAAACUGACAUCUUUAAGAAAGCAUUGUUUUCAUUACUGAAUAAAAGCAGAUGAUUGCACAUUUUGAGUGUGAUUAUUUUUCUUAUUUGAUGACAUUUUUAACUAUAUGUUGUUAAUUAUAACUACAAAUUUAACUAUUUUAAUUUCUAUACUCUCACUAGAAGGUUUUGAGAUUCUAUGUUAGCUUCAAUAUUACAGAAAAUAGUUGUGAACAUAGCUGAUCAAUCAUUUGGAGAGUGUUCUUGACAAUCAAGUAAUUUGAUUUGUGUCGUGUUCUGAGAAAAUUGGUUUUAAUGCAUGUACGUAAAGUUUCGUCACAUAUUAGCCUGUGCAGGUCUGCACAGGCUAAUCAGGGACGACACUUUCGCUUUAAUGGUAUUUUUCGUUUAAAGAAAGUCCCUUCUUACCAAAAAUCUUGUUUAGGCAGAAAGUGUCGUCCCUGAUAAACCUGUGCGGUCUGCACAGGCUAAUCUGGGACAACACUUUACACACAUGCAUUAUGCCCAGUUUUCUCAGAACAUGACAUAUUUAUUAAUUCAAACAAAAGCAUCCACUUGUACAUGUAAGAUGCACAAAUAUUCAAUGGUGUAUUUUCCAUGUGCCAUUAGUACAAAGCAUAAUAAAUACUUUUGCUUUUAAUAGUUCAUAUUUAUUUAAAUGUAUAUGCAUUGUUCUGUCUCAUUUAAUAUUAAUUGACGGAAUGAACUGUGUUAGUCAUGUUUUAGCUGCAUGCCUUUGUAAGUUAUUGAUUUUAGUACUUAACCCUUUGCAUGCUGGGAAAUUUGUUGUCUGCUAAAAUGUUGUCUGCUUAAUUUCUAAAAUUAGCAUUUUCGUCGAUUUUUUUUCAAAGAAUACUAUCAGAAUAGCAAACAGUUUGGAUCCAGAUGAGACGCCACGUUUUGUGGCGUCUCAUCAGGAUCCAAACUGUUUGCAAAGGCCUUCAAAAUCCGGUUCCAGCGCUCAAAGGGUUAAUGCAGCUUACUAAGUUGAUUGUGCUUUAUGGCUCAGAAAGGAAACAUAGUUUACUCUUGAACAGCUUGCAUGCAAUGUUGUUAUUAAAACAUGGAGCAUGUCAACCUGUACAGAAUUUUAACAGGCCAGAUUUAUGGACUGUAAAACCGUGAGUUUUAAGAUAACUUGAAAUUGCUCAUCCAUUGCCGUUUCUCAUUUCAACAAGUUUGCAAUUAUUUGAAAUAAUCAUCUGUAAUUUAUAUAAAGCAAGGUUGUAAUUGGAAAGGGAAAACCACAUUUUACAUGUAUCUCCGAACUAUCAUUGAAAAGACGUUCAUGUUUGUGUUCAUUAUACAGCAGAGGUCUCUUAGGUGUUGUUGAUAGAUCUUAUAGUCUGAAAUCUCCUUCAAUAUUGUGUUUUCAUCAUAACAUGCUCAUUAUUGACCUCGAGUUGAGUUAAUGACCACAUUGUUAGCAAAUUUUGUCAUUCUUGUUAAAAAAAUAUGUUUAUAAAAUGUUAAAGUAAGUUAUAGCAAGAUGAUAUUGUUUGGUAGAUAAACAAAUAAUUGAAAUUGGUAAAAAAAGAAGAUUCAUAAAUUAAAUGCACAUUUUAUUAAUGCGUUGAAUCAUGUUGUGUAAAUUUACUAUCUUGUGCUAAAAUGAAAUUAAUUUUGAUAACAUAUUUAUGAAAUUGUUUGUAUAAUGAUGUGCCUCCUUUAUAAUGUGAUAACUAACAUAUCAACAGGAUUGCCUUGCUUGAAGAAGUGCAUGUUUUAUCUGUCAUGUAUUCAUUAAUAAGCUGUGCUCUGCAAAAAAGGGGUUUAAUGCAUGUGCGUACAGUGUCAUCCCAGAUUAGCCUGUGCAGUCCGCAAGGCUAAUCAGAGAUGACACUUUCCGUCUAAACUAAAUUUUUGCUAAGAAGAGACUUUUUUAAAUGAAAAAUUUCAUAAAAGCGGAAAGUGUUGUCCCUGAUUAGCCUGUUCAGACUGCACAGGCUAAUCUGGGACAACACUUCCAGCACAUGCAUUAAACCCCCUUUUCACAGAGCAAGACUCAUGUUAAGUAUUUAGUAGUAAUAUUAAUGAAGGGAACCAUAACAGUGGUGAUAAUAAUUAGGUUUGGUAUGUGGGAAUUACCAUGUUCACUUAUAUGUUUUGUAUCUGUUUUCUUAAAAAGAAAUACUUGAGUUGGGGAUGUACAUUUGUUCUGUGUGUGUGAAAAAUUGUACUAAAAUACUUUAAUAAUUUUCUGGUGAGUGAAAAGGUUGUGUAUAUGAUGUGUUAGUAAGCACUUCUGUUACUCAGUGCAGUAUUUUCUUAUAGUUUCUUAGGAAAACACAAAGAAUUUCCUAGAAGUUGUGAAAUUCUUAGAGUCACUGUCUAUAACAGUUUGUUGUUGUCACGUUGAAAUGUUUUGAUGCAAAUAUUGCUGAAAUGAUUAAGAUAAAAUCCUUGUGUUCAUAGAAGACAUGUUAUUUCACAUAGACAGUUUUACCUGACAUUCUCUUAUUAGUUCACCAUAAGAUUUCCUUGUGGAGCUAUGUGGAUAUAUUUUUUUUUAGCAAUAUUUUAUUUGAAAUGUUUAACUUUGAAACUUUUAAUCACAGCCUUCACAUUGCUGAGGUAUGCAUUCACGUUUUUUAUCCCCCGCCAUAGGCGGAGGGAUAUUGUUUUGGCGUUGUCCGUCCGUCUGUCCAUCCGGAGCCAUAUCUUGGAAGUGCUUUGGCGGAUUUCAUUGAAACUUGGUAUGAGUAUAUAUAUGGAUAUGAGGAUGAUGCACUGGCGGAUUUCAUUGAAACUUGGUAUGAGUAUAUAUAUGGAUAUGAGGAUGAUGCACGCCAAAUGGCAUUGAACACCAUCUGUUAAUAACGGAGUUAUGGCCCUUUGUAUCUUGAAAAAAUGCUUUUUUGAGUGUCAAAUAUAACACUUUUGUGUCCAGAAGCAUAUUGGUGGGGGAUAUCAAUUCAACAAAUUUGCUUGUUAGUUAUGCUGUGUCCCUUUUUGUAUUGCCGGUCCUUUAAAUCGUCACAAAAACACUCAUCUCAUUUGAAAUGUUCUCCCCACCUAUUUCAUUUUAUUUUUCUCGAAACAGUGUUCAAUAUUUAUUUUUACAGUAUUUGAUGAAUUUAACAUACCUGUUAGCAUUUGACUGCCAUGUGCAUGUAGGUGUUCAACAAAUGAGCUGCACUCUCUGAAAAGGGGGUCUAAUGCAUGUGCGUAAAGUAUAAUCCAAGAUUAGCCUGUGCAGUCAACACAGGCUAAUCAGGAAUGACACGUUCCGCCGAAAUUUAAUUUUAGUUAAGAAUUGACUUUCUUUAAAAAAAAUUUAUAAAAGCGGAAAGUGCUAUCCCUGAUUAGCCUGUGCAGACUGCACAGGCUAAUCUGGGUCAACACUUUAGGCACAUGCAUUAAACCCCCUUUUCACAGAGCACAGCCCAAAUGUUUCAUACUUAUUUUCUUAACUGUAGCUUCAGUCCUUUGGUUUAUUUCCAUAGUUGUUGUCAAGUGUUCUAUAGACUCUCUGUCCAUGUAAAGUGUUCAACCAUUUUCUAGGCACUUUUCUUUACAAUGUCAUGUUGUUAAUGAUCAUUCCAGACAAAUAGUUUAUAAUGGGAUAUUUCAAUUGUGUUUAUAUCUUAUAACAAAUCUCAUCAUGUGAUUUGAAGAAGCCAAUUUGUAUGUUGUAUUAUUUUAUUUGAAAUAUAGUUGUAUGAAUGUAUUUGCAUCACUUUUUAACCCUUUCCUUCUGAGAAGCAAAGUUCAAUUGGCUAUGUGCAAACAGCAUUAAAACAGAUCAGCCUGCGAGUUACUCGCAGUCUGUUCAGGCUUUAUGCUGUUUGCUGGUCAUCAGUAUAUUAGGGUUGGAGAUGAAGUCUUUAAAACUUGAAUUUAGUAAGAAAUGUAUUUAAUUAAAUUCAACUUUCUAAGGGACAACAAAUGCGUCAAAAUACGUAUGUAAGUGGGAAAGGGUUAAAUAUAUAUCUAAGUAGGAAAGGGUUAAAUACGUAUCUAAGUGGUAAAGGGUUAAUUGGUUGAUAAAGUGAUUCACAAAAUGAGCUGUGGCAUGCGAAAAUAGGUUCUCUUCCAUAUGCAGCUCUUCCAUUUGCAGCUCAUAUGCCCUACCCUGUCCACUUAUGAGACCACGAACCUUGCCUUACACUAUAGCGGACAGCCUAGCUCAUGGCCUGAUUGUGCAAUAUUGCAGGAUGGUCUGAGGCUACACUGGCUGCAUAUGGCCUAAGACCUGGGGCUAAUACAUGUAUGUUCACUUUCUUGGGCUUAAUUUUGCAACAUAAAUAUAUUUGCUAUAUUGUGUUCUACUUUGUGCUCAAACAAAUCAAAUUGUACCAGCUAAUAAAGCUUUUGUUUUGUAAUGUCAACGUUAUUGUUUACAAUAUUGUUCUUUUUAUAAUAUGCAAGUGAUUUCAUUUAUUUCACUUAGUAAACUGUUAAAUAAUCGCAUUUAUAUUUAUGAUAAUAUUUCUCUAGUCAUAAUUGUUAAUUUAUUGUUGGCUUCAAAAACACGAGUUUUAUCUUUAAUGCCUCAAAGUGUUUAAGUGUUUUCAAAUAUUUUUUGUUUUCUUUAUUUUGUUGUUGUUGACACAACUAUUAAAGUGACAUAAAUACUCAAAAUCAACGAAUAUUUCGAACAAUAUUUCAUAACAUAAAUUUAACCCAUAAAAAUUAGAGUUCCUUAUAACAAUAGCCAAAAUUUCAAUUUGAUACAUUGAACAUUUGUUGAAUAUAUUGUCCCACAAAAAAAAAAAAAAAAAAAAAGAGCAUUUUGUAUCUUGUUAAAUCUAUGUAACCAGACCACAUCUAGCGUUUACAUUUUGGCUAUUGCUAUAAGGAACAUUGAUUUUGUAUGUGUUAACUUUAUUUUUCGAAAUAUUGUACGAAAUAUUCGUUGAUUUUGAGUCUUCAUUGGCUUUUAAAAUAGACUGAAAAAAGGCAUUACUUAAUGGCUGCUUUCCUGGGCUUUUAAUAACAGUUUAUCUAAUAACUGAACUGUUCAUGAAGAAUGUACAUCGUACUGAAAUCAAAACAGAAAAGAAGUUGAUAUUACAUGUUUUAUACAUACAUUACUUGAUUCAUUCUAAGAGUCUUGUAUUGUGAUUGAUAUUUAAUAAUGAUUUAUUGUCGUAAACAUAUUCUAUAUAUGUAAAUGCAUGACCUGAGGGCUAUAACCUUAAUUGUUAUAAAAGCUGAUCAUGAAACAUUGAACCUUUUCAAAAAAUGAAAUUUUCAUUGUUAAAAUUAAUGCUUAAUACAUAGAGAAGAAGAAAGAAAAGCAGAUUAUGUAUAAGUAAUGAACUAACACACCAGCCACAUGAUUGUAUGUUUUUAAACUGAUUUUAAUUAUUAUUUUUGCUAUGUGUAAUCAGUCAUCUUACCACGAUCGGGUGUUUAUGGGUUCGCUUCCUACUCGGGGAACUUUCUCAUUAUCUCCUCCAUAGACACCAAGUACUGGUUCUUCCCAGGAAACGGACUUGAUAAUGUCCCUCUGCCUAUUAUGCUCUAAAGGGUGCUUGGCAGUAUAUAUAGAUAGAUAAGGGUCAAUUCUAAUCUUGUUUGAAAUGUGAACAGUCAAUUCUGUUUCAGAAUAGUGUUCAAGCUUAGCUAAUCUAUUGAUAUACCAAAGUAUUAUUGAUAACAUAAUACAUAUUUGUUUAAAAAAUUGCUAAAUUAAUAUUUUCCAUUUUGACUUUUGUAUAUCUGGCUUUGUUUAUAUAGAUCUAUAUGUUGAAAUGCCAAACUAUUCAGACACAUAUUUACAAUGAACUUUAUGAACUAGUAUUCAUCGGUUUUUAAAUAAAUUUUAAAUUGGAACUGUGCAUACAUUUGAAAAAAGAAGUUCCUUACACUGAACUCUGUCUGUCAUGCUUGCAAAAAAGCGCUGUUACGGUGAAAAAUAAAAUUGUGUUAAAGAAAAAAA